AUGAAGCAUCGCAAUACCAAUCACACAGAUGGCCAGGUCUUUCUUUUCGUCAAUAAGACUCAGAAAUCCAAAUCUCUGUCCAAGAGCGAUGGCGCUAUUGCCAAACAGAUCAAUCGCCAUGCUCAACACUUCCGAAGUCGCAAAGUCGAGGCUCAACGAAUAACCUCUGCUCGUACCAGUUCAUCAUCGGCACGUCGGAUCGCUUUGGAUGGAUGGCAUCGAAGAGAGACGGCCCAGAGUUCAAGCAACGACGAGUCAUCGCCAACAUCCUCCCCCACCGAGAACUCGACAGGUGUCUUAGGUAUACCUACUCCGACAACAACUCAUCAGUCCUCUUCGCCACCGGCCAUUCCCACGCCACAACAGUCGACUAAUGGGCAUUCAUCACCACAUACACCCACAUCAACUAUUGAUGUGCCCCAGGACGGCACGAACCGCCACGACGGCCCCAUCCAUCAUCAUGAUGGACAACGUGAACAGGACGAUCACGUCGAAACGCUUGAGCUGACCUCACCCAUCUAUCGGGCCAAUUUUAGCUCCUACGACUGCGUCGAUCCCUUUGGCAGUACUCCCGUCCGGAUCACCAGUGAUAUCCAUCGGGUCUUGCAGUAUACCCUUCAAAUUUAUUCCUAUGCAGGCAACAACUACAAACUGGCCUUUUUGCCCAAACAUGUGCGAUCAACAAUUUCUCAAUUCCCCAUUGGCGCUGUCGUUCAGCGCAGUGUCUAUCGGGAACAUCAUCUAUACUCGUUGAUGGCGGCGAUGACCGCUCGAUUAAAACAUGUCUUUGCGGUGACGCCCACACUCGACGACCCUCAGACAAUUCGAGCCUCGGCCGAAUACUUUCUCAAGAAGGAGCUGCUUCGCUGUUCUCGAUCCGGCACUGUCGAUAAACAAACCAUCUUGGACAUUUUGUUUCUCUCGGUGAAUCUGUUGCAGUAUGAGCUCUAUGACGAUGUCCGGAAGCAUCUCAUGAUCGUUGCCAAGCUCUUUCAUUUGCUCGACUUGAAUGAGCAUCUUGACAAAUGGAUCUCCGAGACGGCCGCUCAUGUCGACAACCAACUUGCACUAAGUACAGGAAAACGGCCCGUCUUACCGAGAGAUUUCGAUCCCGGCCCCAUGCUGCCUGAGCGAAUGGCCACUCUCCGGAGGGAAGCGCAGAGAAUGAAGACCUACGGAUAUCCCAACCCUACUACGCUCAUUGUCCCGCGGGGCCCCAAAGCUUCCUUGGGACUUACUGACGUGGUUUCCGAUCUUGCCGCCACGCUAGAUAUGCGGAUGGGAACGCGAUUUACUCACGGACUGGAUGUAGGCGCGUUCCCUGGACGGCUCGGUCAAAUCGUGGCAGAUCUGGUGGACUGCAUUGAAAUAGCCAAAGUGGUCUGGUUAUCUCCUCUGGCGGUCUGUUUCGAUGCUGAAUGGUUGUGCCGAAAAGCGCGUGCAGUCCUUCGCGCCUUGCUGGCUCUGGCCCCCGAACACAACAUAGGACCAUUGGAUUUCUUCAGCAAAUGUUCCGAAUGCAAACGGAUGUGUCUGAUGAUCCUCAUGACACAUGCAUGCACUCUGAUCGGGUUUCAAACCGCCAAAUCCAAUGUCAGAAGACUCAAAGAGGCCAUGGCGGUGGCCUUGAAAUAUUGGUGUGCGUCCUCCGGUUGGACGGAAGAUUGUAUCCCCAUAGAACCCACCAGACGCCUACCUAUGUUCACCGAGGUACAAGCUGGGUUCGUUCUCUGGUCCAUUCUCACGGGACUGUGGUCAUCAGAGGGUCUUCCUGAAGAAGAAUGGUUCCUUGUUCGGGCAUUGAAUGUAUGCCAAUAUUUCGGUUACAAAACCUACGACGACCUACACAACCACAUGGCGCAAUACCUUUAUUCCAAGACAUUGCAAGAAUCCGCGAUGCGGAAGACAGCCAGCAGACUUGAGAUGCUGUACGCGAUCCCCCAAGGUCCGCAUUGGACCUUGAGUGUGGCUUAA
Molecule: messenger RNA, 1974 nt
Organism: Rhinocladiella mackenziei CBS 650.93
Lineage: Eukaryota; Fungi; Ascomycota; Eurotiomycetes; Chaetothyriales; Herpotrichiellaceae
Exons: 2
Coding region: 1-1974 (657 amino acids)
Source: RefSeq, a predicted model, not a curated record